This is a messenger RNA of Dimorphilus gyrociliatus, 649 nucleotides long. The record is from the annotation of a GenBank genome assembly. Lineage: Eukaryota; Metazoa; Annelida; Polychaeta; Dinophilidae.
UAUGUCGAAUCGUAUCAAUUACGAAAAUUUAAUAAUUGGACAAGUGGACCAAACCACUAAGAUAGAAGGCAACAAUAUUCAUAAUUUUAACAAGACACGAUCUUGUCAGACGAAAUGGUGCAAAAUCGAAUUUCUCCUGGUAGCCAUGCAGUUCGCCUUAGCUGUUGGCCUUAUUGCUAUUGGAUUAUUUUUACAAACUGUCUCUUCAAGCAUACUUCUUAGGGAUGCUAGUUAUUGGACAGGAAUCCCGCUUUUACUCGCUUCCCUUUGUGGAAUUUUCUACUGCAUUACAGAAACUGCAAAAUUUAAGCAUACGGUCAAAUCGUGCUUAGCCAAGUUUCUUUCUACGUCUACAAGCUUCCUCUGCUCAUUAGCAACAAUAGUAGCUAGCGUCUACUCAGGUUUACAUGGGGGUCGUAUUGCAAAAUAUAAAGGAUGCGUUCUCAUUAAGAAUACGUGUAUCUGUAAUUAUCCUCAAAAUUCAUACGAGUAUGAGAACGUAACAGGCUGCGAUGUUAUUAUCACAAGCGUCAAGGAUUAUCUUAUUUUGGAAAGCGCUCUAAACGCCUUAGCGAGCUGUGUUUGUCUUUGGAUUUGUGGUUUAAUUUGGAAACGACGAUAUGGGAAUUUUAAUUCAGGCCCAAUAUGA